Messenger RNA from Cuscuta epithymum, 8851 nucleotides. The record is from the annotation of a GenBank genome assembly. Lineage: Eukaryota; Viridiplantae; Streptophyta; Magnoliopsida; Solanales; Convolvulaceae.
CUCAAUUCGAGAGGAGAGAGCAAUCAUCCAAAAAUCGAUCUGGAACGAGCAGAGGUCUGUGAACUCGAGCUGUGAGAGUGCUGAGACUAUUUGGUCGAUAUCUCGAGUUUUACAAAUCCAAUUAAGGCGUGUGAGAUACCCACAGAAAGCUCUCAAGACGAGGAAUCCGUGAAGGUCUGGUUUGCAGGAAUCGGAGUUGUGGAAGGCUUCCAAAUCGUCCGAACAAAACACAACCUUGCAGGAGAGGAUUUAAUCUUCUAAAGAAUCGAGUUGGCCGGAAAACACCCGUUCUAGGGGCUGUUUUCGUAUCAACGAUUAAGGGUUGAACUAGCACUUUGAGGAGGCUGUUUAACACUCAUAUUUGAGCAAGGAAUCAGUCCCAAAUCCACCUUGACCAAAGAUUUGACCAUUGGACCAAGAAGGGAAAGUGUAAAGCUCAAUUGAGGUUGAGGCUAGAGCUUGCUUCCUGUGCUCGUUGCUCGAGAGAUCAUCUAGGAGCGAAGACUUGAAAUGGACCGUGGUGGCAAGGUAACUAGGAGGAACCCUUUGGGCCGUGCACCCGAGGAGACUGGGCAAGGCAGUCGUAGGACCUCUAGGGCAUCUAGAGGAGCGGGCCGUGGAGGCCAAUCACGGACCGUGAGUGACGGUCAUGUGAGCACUGAAAGUGACAGCUACUGGUCCUAUGAGGACUCGACCUAUCGACCGGAAACAGAACCGGUUGAAACCCCUUAUGAAGGGGAUGAUGAUGAUGUAAGUGAUGAGGAGGAAAAUGGCUCCUUGGCACGGAUUGAGGCGCUACUCCAACAGUAUCACCGUGAGCGUGAAGAGAGGAGGGAACGCCGAAGGCGCCGGGCUGGGCAACCUUCGGGCAUGGCUUCAAGAGGAGGAAGUCAUGGUGCAUCUAGAGUCCAUGUGGAACCACAUGGAGGCCAAAAUGAUGGAGGUCCAACCAUAAGGAUCUCCAAAUUCAUCAAAGAAGCAAGAGAUUUGGGGUGCAAACCCUUUGAUGGAGCUGGGGACAUUUCAGUUGCAGCACAAUGGAUCAAGAGGCUAAAUGAAGCAGCCCUUGACAUGCAAAUCGCGCCGAAUCUCAAACUGAGAAUUGCGGUAAGAUUGCUCGAGGGGAUGGCAUCCAAGUGGUGGGAUGGAACUAAGAGCAAGUACGGUGAGACCGUAGUUUGGGAGGACUUCCAACGGGAGUUCUUUGCCCAAUAUUAUUCUGAUUUUGAAGUAAACAAGAAGGUGAGGGAAUACACCCUCCUAACCCAAGGGGGUAACAUGACAGUGAAGGAACUUGAGUACAAGUUCCGGGAUCUCGCCGACUACAUACCGGAGUAUGCUUGCGACGAGAACCGAAUGGUGAACCACUUUUUGGAUGCUCUUGACUUGGAGAUACGUGAUAGGGCAACACAAUUGCCUAAUAUGACUUUCGCCCAAGUGGUUGACCAAGCGUUGAAGGGGGAGAAACAGUGGGAGGAGAGGAAGAAGAGAGACGCCGAGGAGGCGAAAAAGAGAAAGUGGGAGAGUCAUGGCUCCCAAGGUUCCAACAAAAAGGGGAACCACGGAGGAGGAUCUUUCCGGGCACCACCGCCACCAUCUAGGGGGAACCAAGGCCCAAGUGGGCAAGGCUCGAGGUCACAGACCUCAGUGGUAACUCGUUGCAACAAUUGCAAGAGGAACCAUUCCGGUAAAUGUCGCGACCCCCCUAGAUGUUUCCAAUGUGGGGAUGCCGGACAUUUGAAGGCGCAUUGCCCACAAUUGGGCGGGAUCAGGACAUCGGGACCGAGUAGUGGCCCGACGGGUACACGGAAUCAAACCGGGGCUUCUCAAGCAAGCCAGGGACACGGGGGAGCGAGUACGAGCAACGCGCCAUCCGUGAAUCAAGGAAGGACUCAAGCUCGAGUCUAUGCGAUGACGGAAGCGGAUGCUCGAGCGAACCCGGAUUCCAUUGCAGGUAUUUAUCUCAUUAGAGUGUGGUAUAUUAGCCUUACUUGUGUGUACACGUUUAGGGAUUAAGCCCCGAACAAUUUAGGAUCACGUGGGGAUGUUUAAAGUUAAAAUGUACAAAAAAAGGGGGCAACCGGUGCCGGAAACCCACUAACCGGCGCCGGAGAUGGCGAUUCGGUGAGCCUGUUUGGAACCGGCUCUCUCCAACCGGCGCACAACAAAGCAUUUUUCCAGCCAACCGGCGCCGGACACCCCCUAACCGGCGCCGGAUCUGCCCUGGGACGAGCCUGUGUGCGACCGGCCCUCCAUAACCGGCGCUGUUAGCCUGGAAACCUACCCAACCGGCGCCGGAAACCCACCAACCGGCGUCGGACCUUCCCUGGAGCAAAGCCUGUAUGGAACCGGCCCAUUAUGACCGGUGCAGCCGGGACGUUUAACCCGGGCAACCGGCGCCGGUCAGGCCUGAACCGGCGCCGGUCCGAAGCUGUUUUCGUCCGAAAAUUUUUCGGAUUAAAACGGGACCCACCCCGUUUGAACGGUAAAUGCACCCUAACUCUAAAUAAAGUUUAGACAUGUUAGGAAUGGUGUCUUACAUGGCUUAUAAAUGUAGGAACAUUAAAGAUUAAUGGGAAGGAUGCACGAAUCCUUAUCGAUACCGGAGCGCAACGUUCAUUCGUGAGUGAGGCGUUCGCCGAGGAUUUAGGGGUACAAUCAAUCCCAAUGACGCAAACUCUAGUGGUAUCAACACCACUAGGGGAUGACAUUGAAAGAGCUACUUACUAUCCAUCUUGUGAGGUGGAAAUCGAUCGCCAAACCUUGACGUGUGAUUUCGUACCGCUGAGUAUGAUGGAGUUCGAUGCAAUCUUAGGGAUGGAUUGGCUAGAAAAGCAUCAUGCUAGGGUAGAUUGCUACACAAAGGUUUUGGAACUCGAAGGCAACGAUGGGGACACCCUACGCUUCGAGGGGGAUCGAGGCAAAUCCAACAGUUGUAUCAUAUCCGCUGUGAGAGCGAGAAGUAUGAUAAGAAAGGGGUGCCACGCAUAUCUAGCAUACGUGGUUGACAAAACCAAGGAGGAAACAAACAUCGACGACGUGAGGGUGGUUUGUAAGUAUCCGGAUGUCUUUCCUAAAGACCUACCGGGGCUUCCACCUGAUAGGGAGAUUGAAUUUGUGAUCGAGGUUGAGCCUGGUACCAAACCAAUCUCCAUAUCGCCAUACCGUAUGGCACCCGCUGAACUUAACGAGUUGAAAACCCAAUUGCAAGAGCUUUUGGAUAAUGGUUUCAUUAGACCAAGCCACUCCCCGUGGGGAGCACCCGUUCUUUUUGUGAAAAAGAAAGAUGGGACACUUCGAAUGUGUAUUGACUAUCGUCAACUGAACAAGGUCACAAUCAAGAAUAGGUAUCCCUUGCCUAGAAUUGAUGACUUGUUUGACCAACUACGAGGGGCAACCGUGUUUUCGAAGAUUGACUUGAGGUCGGGGUAGCAUCAAUUGAAGAUUAAGGAGGAUGACAUACCAAAGAGUGCUUUCCGCACAAGGUACGGGCAUUUUGAAUUCCUUGUUAUGUCGUUUGGGUUAACAAACGCCCCGGCGGCAUUCAUGGACUUGAUGAACCGAGUAUUUCAUAAAUACUUGGACCGAUUCGUGAUUGUGUUCAUAGAUGACAUCUUGAUUUACUCCAAGAGUGAAGAAGAACAUGAGGAGCACUUGAUACUUGUCCUCGAGACACUACGGGAAAAGCAACUCUAUGCCAAAUUUUCUAAAUGUGAAUUUUGGCUAAAGGAAAUUGGAUUUCUCGGGCAUGUGGUUUCUGGAUCGGGAAUUGCUGUUGACAACAAGAAGAUAGAAGCCAUUACCGAAUGGGAGAGGCCAAAGAACGUCAAGGAAAUUCGUAGUUUCCUUGGAUUGGCAGGCUACUAUAGGAAGUUUGUGGAAAAGUUCUCUGUUUUGGCAUCACCAUUGACGAAGCUCACUCGUAAAGGGGCUAAGUUUGUAUGGGAUGACAGAUGUGAGAAGGGGUUCAUGGAACUAAAGAAGCGAUUGACCGAGGCACCGGUACUUGCAUUACCCAAACAGGGUGUGGGGUACGAUGUCUAUAGCGAUGCGAGCAUCCAAGGGCUCGGAUGUGUACUGAUGCAGAAUGGGAGGGUAAUCGCCUAUGCUUCACGACAGUUGAAGAAGCAUGAGGUGAAUUAUCCUACUCAUGAUUUGGAGCUGGGGGCAGUGGUGUUUGCACUGAAGAUAUGGAGACAUUAUCUCUACGGGGAGACAUGUCACAUAUACACUGAUCACAAAAGCUUGAAAUACGUGUUUACUCAGAAAGAGCUAAACAUGAGACAGAGACGGUGGAUGGAGUUGAUAAAAGACUACCAUCUAGUGAUAGAGUAUCACCCCGGCAAGGCAAACGUGGUAGCAGAUGCUUUGAGCCGGAAGAGCUCGUCUGGGACAUUGCUAGCUAAUUUGAGGGCAUUAAGAGCCCAACUGGAGGUAUCCAGCGAUGGUGCCUUAUUGGCACGAUUUGAGGUGAGACCUACUUUACUUGAUGAGAUCAAGAGGGGUCAGGAAACCGACGAGGAAAUGAUGAAGAUCCGGGAACGCAUGCAAGCGGGACCGGUGGAGGACUUCAGAGAAAGAGAUGACGGUCUCUUAUUAUUUCGUGACCGAGUGUGUGUACCGGCGGAUGAUGAGCUCCGAAAGUCCAUCUUAGAGGAGGCUCAUUCAUCGGCUUAUGCCAUGCACCCGGGGGGCACGAAAAUGUACCGUGAUUUGAAAGAAAGUUACUGGUGGUCUGGAAUGAAGAGGGAAAUAGCCGAGUACAUCAGUCGAUGCCUUACUUGCCAACAAGUUAAGGCAGAACAUCAGCAUCCAGCAGGCUUGUUACAACCACUCUCCAUCCCUGAAUGGAAGUGGGAGCACGUGACUAUGGAUUUCGUGGUAGGCUUACCACGGACUAUCAGGAACUAUGACGCGGUUUGGGUCGUUGUGGAUAGGCUCACAAAGAGUGCACACUUCUUGCCUAUCAACACUACCUACCCACUUGAGAGGUUAGCCAAAUUGUAUACGGAUGAGAUCGUGAGGCUGCAUGGGGUCCCGGUGACCAUUGUAUCUGAUAGAGACCCACGAUUCACAUCACGUUUUUGGCCGAAAUUCCAGGAGUCUAUGGGAACGAAGUUGAAGUUCAGCACUGCUUUCCAUCCACAGACGGAUGGGCAGUCUGAAAGGGUUAUACAGAUCCUAGAAGACAUGCUGAGGGCUUGUGCAUUGGAGUUCCAGGGGAGUUGGGACAACCACUUAGCACUUGUGGAGUUUGCCUAUAACAACAGUUAUCAGGCAAGCAUCGGCAUGCCUCCAUACGAGGCAUUGUAUGGGAGGAGGUGUCGUACACCGUUAUGCUGGGACGAGGUUGGCAUGGCCAAACUCGAGGGUACUGAGUUGGUGGAGGUCACCAAAUCAAAGGUGAAGUUGAUUCGAGAGAGACUCAAGGCGGCUCAGGAUAGACAAAAGAGUUAUGCAGAUAAGCGUCGAAGAACCUUAGAGUUUAAGGUUGAUGACGAGGUAUUCUUGAAAGUUUCUCCUUGGAAAGGGAUCAUUCGGUUCCAAACCCGAGGAAAACUUAACCCACGAUAUAUAGGUCCAUUCAGAAUUAUAGAGAGGAUUGGGGCCGUUGCAUAUCGUCUACAAUUGACUCCUGAGUUAGAGAAGAUACAUAAUGUGUUUCAUGUAUCCAUGCUUAAGAAGUACGUGCAUGAUCCCUCUCACGUAUUGGAGAAGCCACCUGUAGAGGUACGUGAGGAUUUGAACUACGCUGUUCAACCUAUCAAAGUCACCGAUAGAAAGGUGAAGAAGCUGAGGAGCAAAGAAGUCCCAAUGGUUAAAGUCCUGUGGAAAAGCGAUCGGGUCGAGGAAGAGACAUGGGAAACGGAGGCUUUGAUGAGGAAGCAGUAUGCUUUCCUAUUCGAGUAGAGCUGUGAAUUUCGGGGACGAAAUUCCUGUUAAGGGGGGGUGAACUUGUGACACCGCACCCGAACGUCCUUGAAAAUUCGAUUUAAAAAUUCAAAAGUGAUGUAUUGAAUUUCCGAUUUCAAAGCAAUGGAAGAAACGAUUAAUAUUUUACGAAGUACAUGAUUGAAUAUUGUAUUGUUCAAACCCGCAUUCUUUUGGUAAUUUUCAUCAUGUAAAUUAUUGGGAUGAGCCUACACAUAUUGGAGAUCAAUAAUGUGACCUUGGAAGUUGACUUGUUCUAAAUAAAUUAGGAUGAGCACAAAAAGACAUCUUUUGACAAAGAUAAAACAAUAGGGUCCAUCUUUUCAUUUUUUGGAAGUAUUGAUAGAUAUUUCGGACCCCAAAUCUAUUGGGAUCAAUAGGGGUGCGUCCCAUACACAUUGACACCUGCAAGACAAAAGAAAAUAAGUGUUAGGAGUAGGGAUGGACGGAUAAAAAUGAAGGGGGGCUGCACAAGACAUGAAGGACAUCCAAGAGGGGCCACCUAGUCCAUUUUCGCACAAAAAGAUGGUGCUGGUUGUCUCCCUCCAUGUGUGAUGUUAUACUUGACCAAAUGAGGUGUAUAAGGUGUCCUUGGAUAGCUUUUGAAGUCUAUUUUUAUAAUUGAGUGGUCUCAAUUCGAGAGGAGAGAGCAAUCAUCCAAAAAUCGAUCUGGAACGAGCAGAGGUCUGUGAACUCGAGCUGUGAGAGUGCUGAGACUAUUUGGUCGAUAUCUCGAGUUUUACAAAUCCAAUUAAGGCGUGUGAGAUACCCACAGAAAGCUCUCAAGACGAGGAAUCCGUGAAGGUCUGGUUUGCAGGAAUCGGAGUUGUGGAAGGCUUCCAAAUCGUCCGAACAAAACACAACCUCGCAGGAGAGGAUUUAAUCUUCUAAAGAAUCGAGUUGGCCGGAAAACACCCGUUCUAGGGGCUGUUUUCGUAUCAACGAUUAAGGGUUGAACUAGCACUUUGAGGAGGCUGUUUAACACUCAUAUUUGAGCAAGGAAUCAGUCCCAAAUCCACCUUGACCAAAGAUUUGACCAUUGGACCAAGAAGGGAAAGUGUAAAGCUCAAUUGAGGUGAGGAUUGACAUCUAAUUGCUUACAACUUGUAGGUUAAGCAUGAGAUUACCUAAAUGCUUAAAUCAUGAUUUUUCAUGGAUUAUGAUGACUAUAUAUUGAUGAAAUAUUGAUAUAGUUGCCAAAGAAUGAAUUUGGAAUGAUUUGAGAAAGUAUGAAUAAUAUGAGAUUAAAUGAGUGUAAAUGAACUAUUUUGUGAAAGUGGGCAUUUUGCUCAUGUAUGAAUCAUGUGGAUACAUAAAUGAAUAUUUGUGUAUUGAGAUUGAAUACUUAAGUUGCUGCUACAUAAUUAUAAAUAUGUAGAGAAUUACAAACAAUGAGGAUAAUGGUACGAUAACAAUAAUCUUAAUAGUAUUGGAAUACUAGUUAGUGAUUAUUGGAACUUGUUGAUUAAAUUGAUCCUAGGGAUUGGAUUGUAUGAAAGGUACUUGAAUGUAGUUCAAGUGUAUAUGAUAACUUAGUAUGGAACUAAGGUUAAGUUAUGGGGAGUCUUUAAGGAUGACCCAUGGUAGUUUAAUGAUAUGUCAAUUCUAGGCAUAGGGUUGCUUGAGAAUUGGACCUUAAUGCAUGGUGAUGUGAUAGAGCCGAGCUCUAGAAUGCAUGUAAGGUGUAGACUUGGAGUCUAUGUAUUGUAUCGCUAGAGCCGAGCUCUAGGACUUGCGUGGUGAUGUGAUAGAGCCGAGCUCUAGAACGCAAGGUAGGGAGAUUGACCCGAGGUAUAUGAAUUGUAUGGUGAUGUGGUAGAGCCGAGCUCUAGAAUACAAUGUCAUGUACUAGGGUUGGACUCUAGGAGUUGUCGUGGCUUAUAGUCACGGGGUUGGGAAUGGUGAUUUCCAAAUGAACAUGGGCCCACGGGCCGGCUACUUGACUUUUAUAUAAAGUAAGUAUAUUUUUAAACGGGGUAACUUAGGGUUACAAUCAUAAUAUACUAUCACCCUAUUUGAGGGUCUUGUGUUUGAAAUACUUGUUGUAUAUCUAUUAGAUGCCUGCCACACCAGCACUUUAUAGCCCUAUAGAGUGCUGACCCCUUCGGGGGCGUCCCACCACCAUUUUUCAGGUUGAGGCUAGAGCUUGCUUCCUGUGCUCGUUGCUCGAGAGAUCAUCUAGGAGCGAAGACUUGGUUCGUGCUUCCUCCAUUCGGAUUUUAAACAUUAAUAAACAUGCUCAUGGAUAUUUUAUUAUAGAGCUUGCGUGCUCAUGAAUAGCCCUGUGUGGCCCUUUUGUUUUAAACAAUGUUUUCCGCUGCUUUAUGAAUUACUUAUUAUGUUGUUUAUGGAUGACUUGUGUGUGAAUGAUAUUCAUGACGCCUUGUAUAAUAUGAAUGUGUUGGACUGCGGUUGACUAUUCGUAUUGUACGGCGGGUUGUUGACGUGUCCGGGGAGGUCCGGGGCGUGACAGAUAGCCAUAACAUUCUCCCUCGGGUUGACUUCCGUUGUAGUAGGAAAUCUACCAUGCUCCCUAGUUGUCCUUUCUUGAGCAAGUUGGCCAAUUUGAACCUCCAAGUUAUGAAUAGAGGACUUGGUAUAUUGUUCAAUAUUGUCCAUGCGUUGAUUUAGCUUCCGGUUUUGAUCUUCAAAACGCAUGUCAAGUUUAGUGAAUUGAUUGUGGAGAUUCCUAAUGGAUGCCUCCAUUCUACUAUGAUUUUCUUCAUUUUGAGUUUUGAUGCUAGCAACAUUUUUUGUGAGAAGCUUCAUCAUCUCCUCCAUAGCAGACUCUUGCGAUUGCCCAAAUUUGGGGGCUCCGGGUUGAAGGUUUGAAGAACUCCCUUGUGCCCUAUAAUUGUUUCCUUGGUUGUACCUUUGUUGGUUGAUGUUGGAAAAAUUAUUUCCACCUUGAUUUGCCCGG